Molecule: messenger RNA, 1327 nt
Organism: Quercus robur (English oak)
Lineage: Eukaryota; Viridiplantae; Streptophyta; Magnoliopsida; Fagales; Fagaceae
Exons: 3
Coding region: 84-1067 (327 amino acids)
Biological process (GO): transmembrane transport
Cellular component (GO): membrane
Molecular function (GO): channel activity
Source: RefSeq, a predicted model, not a curated record
GUCCUACAUCUCGAUGCUAACUAUAUUUAUUGAAAUAGAAUACAGAGUGUAACCAAGAAAGAUAUAGUAUUUGGCAGGUCAAGAUGGCUGAGAAUGUGCCUGUAGUGGAUGAUGAAGAAAGUCUCUAUGCUGGAAACAAAGUCCAGCCUUGCACCUCCACACCAAUGUCACAGCAAUGGAAAGCUGAGGAAGAGAAGUGCACUACUACUAAAUUGAGUGAGAUGUUGGGCUUGGAGGAGUUCUUCUCUUUGAAGGUAUGGAGAGCAUCUUUGGCAGAGCUUGUUGGCACAGCAGUCUUUGUUUUUGCACUUGACACCAUAGUCAUCUCCACCUACGAGACUGAAACCAAAACACCAAAACUCAUAAUGUCAUUCCUUAUUGCUGUCACUACAACAAUUAUCCUCAUCGCCAUCAAUCCAAUUUCCGGCAGCCACAUCAACCCCGCCGUCACGUUAGCCGCCAUGCUUGUCGGCCUAAUUUCCCUUUCAAGGGCUGUCAUAUACAUAUUGGCACAAUGUGCUGGUGCUGUGCUAGGUGCACUAGCACUUAAAGCCGUGGUAAGCAGCACCAUUGAAGAAACUUUUUCACUAGGAGGUUGCACACUCAAUGUCAUUGCACCAGGCCCAAAUGGGCCCAUUAUGAUUGGACUUGGGACAAGCCAGGCCCUAUGGCUAGAGAUAAUAUGUACUUUUGUGCUUCUUUUUGCUGCAAUAUGGAUUGCUUUUGAUCAUCGCCAAGCUAGAGCUUUGGGCCGAGUUGUGGUCAUUUCUAUAAUUGGAAUAGUAGUGGGCCUUCUUGUGUUUAUUUCAACAACCUUGACAGUAGCAAAGGGUUAUGCUGGGGUAGGUAUGAACCCAGCUAGGUGUUUGGGCCCAGCACUUGUUCGAGGGGGCCACCUCUGGAAUGGACACUGGAUUUUUUGGGCUGGGCCUGCUAUUGCAUGUGUGGCAUUCUAUCUAUACACAAAGCUCAUCCCACAGCAGCAUUUCCAUGCUGAUGGGUUCAAGCAUGACUUCUUGAAUAUUUUGAAGGCUACAUUUGCAACAAACCAUGCUCACAAGAAGUGAAGAAAUGGACUUUCAACUUGGGAGAAUUGGUAUUUCCUAAGAGUUUUGUGAAAGACAGGCAGGUAUUCUUGGUGUUUGAGGCUUCAUUAUCAUGGGGUUUUAAGUUAAUUGCAAAUGUUAGGCUCUUGACACUUCUUUGAGGCCUUCAUUCUAGGUGUGUUGAAUUAAAUUAUGUCUGUGUAGCAUGGACUUCCAAGAAAAAGUUCAUGUGACUCUUUUGCCAUGAUGUAAUAAGUAAGCAUCAGUCUGAUCUCAAAAUG